Perognathus longimembris pacificus (Pacific pocket mouse) is the source of this 1281-nucleotide messenger RNA. RefSeq names its product guanine nucleotide-binding protein G(I)/G(S)/G(T) subunit beta-1-like. Lineage: Eukaryota; Metazoa; Chordata; Mammalia; Rodentia; Heteromyidae. Gene Ontology annotation, molecular function: protein binding; signaling receptor complex adaptor activity. Gene Ontology annotation, biological process: G protein-coupled receptor signaling pathway. Gene Ontology annotation, cellular component: cytoplasm; heterotrimeric G-protein complex. The record is from RefSeq and is a predicted model, not a curated record.
GGCGUGGGCCAGUCAGGCUCAGCAUAGGUGUGACAAACUCACAUGUGCUGGGGACAAGACCAGAAGCAACUCUGAAUUAAGAUCGUUGGUUCUGAGGAGCCUCUAGAGCAGAGACCUGAAGAUGAGUGAGCUCGCUCAGCUGCGGCAGGAGGCCAAGCAACUGAAGAACCAGAUUAGAGAUGCUCCAAAAGCGUGUGCAGAUGCAACUCUCUCGCAGAUCACAAACAACAUUGACCCAGUGGGAAGAAUCCAGAUGCGUACCAGGAGGAUACUGCGCGGGCACCUGGCCAAGAUCUAUGCCAUGUUUUGGGGCACAGACUCCAGACUUCUUGUCAGCGCCUCCCAGGAUGGAAAACUCAUCAUUUGGGACAGUUACACCACAAUCAAGGUCCACGCCAUCACUCUGCGCUCCUCCUGGGUCAUGACCUAUGCCCCUUCUGGGAACUAUUGCUGCGGAGGCCUGGACAACAUUUGCUCCAUUUACAACCUGAAAACACGCGAAGGGAAUGUCCGUGUGAGUUGUGAGCUGGCAGGACAUACAGGUUACCUGUCCUGCUGCCUAUUCCUGGAUGACAAUCAGAUCGUCACCAGUUGUGGAGAUGCCACAUGUGCUCUGUGGGACAUAGAGACCACGUUUACUGGACAUACUGGAGACGUCAUGAGCCUGUCUCUCGCUCCUGACACCAGACUGUUUGUCUCUGGUGCUUGUGACACUUCCUCCAAGCUCUGGCAUGUCAGAGAAGGAAUGUGCAGACAGACCUUCACAGGCCACGAGUCUGACAUCAAUGCCAUCUGUUUCUUUCCAAAUGGCAAUGCAUUUGCCACUGCCUCAGAUGAUGCCACAUGCAGGCUGUUUGACCUCGGUGCAGACCAAGAGCUCAUGACCUAUUCCCACGACAACAUCAUGUGUGGGAUAACCUCUGUCUCCUUCUCCAAGAGUGGAUGCCUUCUCCUCGCUGGGUACGACGACUUUAACUGCAAUGUCUGGGACGCACUCAAAGCCGACAGAGCAGGUGUCUUGGCUGGACACGACAACCGCGUCAGCUGCCUGAGGGUGACUGAUGAUGGCAUGGCUGUGGCAACAGGGUCUUGGGACAGCUUUCUCAAGAUCUGGAACUAACGCUACUAGCAGGUGAACGCCAGGGUGACUGGAAGACCAUUCCACCCUCGAAGCGAGACAGCGAUAGCAUAUCCUAUCCGACCAUCCUAACGCGGCACCCACACCUCCCCUCAGAACCUCAAAGGGCAAGAUCUCUUCUCCUUUCACUUACUGCUGAAACC